This is a messenger RNA of Haemorhous mexicanus (house finch), 5898 nucleotides long. It is a transcript of the gene CALN1, whose product is annotated as calneuron 1. The transcript is spliced from 7 exons. The coding region runs from base 482 to 1267 and encodes 261 amino acids. Lineage: Eukaryota; Metazoa; Chordata; Aves; Passeriformes; Fringillidae. The record is from RefSeq and is a predicted model, not a curated record. Gene Ontology annotation, molecular function: calcium ion binding.
CCUCUCUCGCCGCGCACCGUGCCUGCUGGAGCGAGCCUUGAUUUCCAGCUUACUGCUGCUGCUGCCAGCGCAGCUCCCGGUGCUGCCGGAUCCGGCCCCGCGGGCUGCCAGGAUGCCCCCGACGGGCGGCAGGAGGAUGCUGGCGCUGGCAGGCCCGGGCGGCAGCGUGGCGCUCCGGGGGCAGAAGCAGUGCCAAAUUGGGGUUCUAGCCCUUUAAAUCCGAUCCGGUACUGCAAAAAAAGGACGAGCGAGCAGGAGAGAGCCUUCAGACUCUUUUAAUUAAAGCUUGUACCAUAUUCUGUAUUCCCAAGUCACGGCAGCCGCCCGCGCUUCCCCAGGACACUUCGGGCUCUCUCUCCGGCACGGCAUGGACGGGCACCGCGCCUCACCGGGCACCGGCGGCUGGAGAGUCGCGCUCCGGGCUCGCCUGGCCCCAUGAUGAGCUCGCCCCGCGCCCGGGCCCCGCCGACUCGUGUGCCCGAUGGGGCUGAUCCAGGAGCCGGCAGAGGGGCAGCCCAAGCGUGAAGGUGGCCGCGGGGAUGAGUCUCCCGGAGAGAAGGAGGAGCCGCCGCAGCGGAGCCGGCAACCGGAGUUCCCCUCCUGGCAAAAGAUGCCAUUCCACCAUGUGACAGCUGGCUUGUUGUACAAGGGCAAUUACCUGAACCGCUCGCUCUCGGCCGGCAGCGACAGCGAGCAGCUGGCCAACAUCUCUGUGGAGGAGCUGGAUGAGAUCCGGGAGGCUUUCCGAGUGCUGGACCGGGACGGGAAUGGCUUCAUCUCCAAGCAGGAGCUGGGCAUGGCCAUGCGCUCCCUGGGCUACAUGCCCAGCGAGGUGGAGCUGGCCAUCAUCAUGCAGCGCCUGGACAUGGAUGGGGAUGGCCAGGUGGAUUUUGAUGAAUUUAUGACCAUUCUGGGGCCUAAGCUGGUGUCAUCGGAGGGCAGGGACGGCUUCCUGGGGAACACAAUAGACAGCAUAUUCUGGCAGUUUGACAUGCAGAGGAUAACGCUGGAGGAGCUGAAGCACAUCCUGUACCACGCCUUCCGUGACCACCUGACCAUGAAGGACAUCGAGAACAUCAUCAUCAACGAGGAGGAGAGCUUGAACGAGAACUCUGGCAACUGCCAAACGGAGUUUGAAGUGCACGCCCAGAAGCAGAAUCGCCAGACGUGCGUGCGCAAGAGCCUCAUCUGCGCCUUCGCCAUGGCCUUCAUCAUCAGCGUGAUGCUGAUCGCGGCCAACCAGAUCCUGCGCAGCGGCAUGGAGUAGCUGGCACGGCUCGGAGUGGUCCUGGCACGGGAUGGCCGCCAUGCAUGCGCACCCGGGAGAGCUCCCGCCCCGAUCCCACGGCACCGACACGCGGGCACAGCCGGCGCCUGCGGCGGGAGCCGGAGCCCGCAGCGUGUCCUGUGAACCAACCACAUCCUUUUGGCAGGGACAUCAAAGGGCUGUUCUAAUGCUUUAAAGGUUUUGUUUCCUAAUGCAAUAAUCCCACAUCCAGGAGUCCCGAAUUAUUGCUUCGAAACAGCAAUGGCAGCGCGGAGGACGCUUGGAUCCGGUGCUCUGCGGGUGGGAGGAGGCCCAGCCUCGUGACUUGUCCUUACCCAGGGCCCAGUGACUGUCCCCUGGGCUCCCGCCGGGCCCGCAUUCCCAGGAAGUUGAGUAGCAUUGCCACAAGCAAGUCCUGUUCCUUUUGUUCCACGUGUUCCAGCUUCACUUUCCUUUUCCCUUAUGACCAUGCCAUGGAGUUUACGGCAUUAGAGGGGAGCUAGAGCAUCCUUGUACAGUAUUUUCUGAGGAAAAAAGGAGAGAAUUUGCCAGCACCAUACAAAAUGUCUAUUUUUUGCUUCAUCAACUCCGCCUUUGACACGUGACUGUGGGGUAGCAGGAGUCUGUUGGCCAUUUUUUCCGACUGUGAAUCAGGGCUUGAGGAGCACCCGUUGUUUUCCCACCUGGGCAUUGCUGAACUUGUGCAAAGUCUUCCAAGGGACUCUGCCACCACCAGCGCCAGUUAAACCUCCCUCUCCUCGGGCCUCUCUGCAUAUUCAGCAUUUCCUCUCCAGCAGUUUUACCCUUCUUUAUUGGUCUUCAAGAAUUUUUUUCCCAGGUGAAAAUCCUGAGGGAAGCUCUUCCUGAGCUUUCCUCCCCUCUCCUUGCCUGCACAAUUUAAAUUUAUUCCAUUUCAUGUGGCCCGGUUACGAUCUGCAGUGAAACCUCCAUGGCAGACAUCAUCCUGUGGGAGAGGUUUUAUUUUCACCCACAUGGUAAAGUGUUGAUUUGACCAGCCAGCUUCUCCAUUCCAUCCCAGGAUCCAUCCCACCACCCCCAUCCCAUGGCAGGCUCUAUCAAGGGCCAUUGGAAAAGCUGAGCUCAUCAGGAGAAGAAGGAACCCAACCUGAGCCCACCCCUGUGUGCUUGGAGUGUGUCAGACUUCCAGAUCUGGGGAGCCUUGGGUGGUUUUCCUGGAAUUACAUUUUAGGGAGCAGCAAGGAGAAGAUGGAAUGGUGCAGAGCAGGGACACCACACGGGAAGUGCAAGGAGCCAGUUUGACUUGGGAAGGGUGUUUUUCCUUUGAAACUUGACACGAAUCCAUGCAUUUCCCUUUGGAUGAACUGUGCCCCUGGGUGCCACACCAGGACAGAGGUGAUCUCCUGCCCUCCUGGGAGAUCCCAGCUGGUGAUCAUGAAGUGCUCCAAGAGAGUUCCAUGCAGGCACUCGGGUGUUGGAGUGGGGUGGCUAUGCUGGGAGGGCUCCAGGUACACCCAGGAACCCUGAGAUGUUGCUCCUGGAAAUGGAGGUGACUGUUCCCUGUGCCAAAGGAGGGGCAGGAUGGCUCCCCCAGCGGUUGCACAGCCCCAGCCUCCCUCAUCCCACCCUGCAGCCAUUGACUUACACUGGAUCUAUCCCCAACACUCAUUCCAGCUCUUUCUUUUCUACCACUCUGAGUGACAUUUAUCUGCAUUUUUAGCAGCCUAAUGUAAAAAUCUGCUGCUCGUUGUCCUGUCUCCCACCACCUUUUAAACUCAAGUCACCUUUAAGUGUCUCAGUGUCCUACCUCUACCUUUUCCUGCCAUUUUCCUGGUGUCCCCUCCAUCCCAAAGACAGCACCUUUUCCACAGCAGCUGAGUUGGUUUUAUCUGCCUUUCCCAAACACAUAAUUCCUGCAUUUCUGUUCUGCUGUGACCAAUAGAGGUGAACUGCAGAAUAUUCCAUAAAAAAAUGAUUGUCUCCCAGAAGGUGGAGAGAUUUCCAUUUGCUACAGGGCAGCAGCAGAAUAUCUGUGGGAUAUUCUGGUGUGGGAGUCUCAGUACUGGGAGCUCAGACACAUUUUCUGAGCUGGGCGUUGCGGAUAACGAACUUGGAGAUCAUUUUGAGAAAACUCAUCUCCACUUUUAGGUCUCAGGGGUCUGUGGAAAGGUGGCAGCUGUGAGAAAAAGUCUAAAUGUUCCUUGCUACCAAGGAAUACUCAUUUUGUCCCUGGGAUUAUGCUGGAGUGAGCAUGGGCAGAUGGAGGUGGAGGGGAGGGAUGGGGGAGCACAGGGCGGAGUCGUGCCUCAAUUGAGCCCAAACCCAAAACCCCAAACCCUCAACCCCAAACCAGGCAUUUCCUCACACUUCUGCACCCAGGUGCCACAAACCCCCAGCAGACUCCAGGCCCAGCAGCACUUCUUGGACAAUGAUUGUCUGCAUUCCUUGAAGCUUUCUGGAAGGCUCCAGAAUUGCCUCCUGCAUGCCCCAUAAACCCUUGUAAAUAGAGCCAUUCUCCAUCCCAACCCUUCUCCUCCCAGCUCCAUCUGUAAAGCCAAACCUAUAAUGAAUAUAUUGGUAAAAGCCAUAGCCUGGUGUCAGUAGAGUUCAUUGCACAACUCCCCACUGAUUUUACUGGGUACAGGAUUUUUGGGGCUUUGGGGUGUGAUUUUUAUGUAGGGAGCCUCACUUUUCCAUUAUGAAUCAGGGUCAUGUCUUGGCAGAGGUCUCCUUUCCCCUCCUAGAGCAGCCUUCCUCCAUCCCCAGGCGUUCUGAAGAGAUCCCUUCUUUAAUCAGUGGCUCCUGGCAAUGCAGGAUGGAUCAGGCCAAGCUAUUCCAUCCUUUCCUUCCCCACAACCUUCCCAUCCAGCAGCACUGAAUGUUUCCUACCUCCCUCCCUGGCUCCAUUUAUGUAACAACCAUUUAUCUCUUUCUUUUUUUUUCCCCUUCUACACAAGAGGGGAAAAAUAGGGCUUUUUGCUGCUUUUACAGACAGGAGGUAAAAAUAGAGCAGUAAAAUUCUGAUUGGAACCUGAUGGCAAAAGCUGAGGGGGGAGAAAGCAGAAGAAUCAAAGACAUAAAAAUAAAAACCCCACAUCCCAUACUUUAAGGAAAAAAAAAAAACCUUAUUUAAGUGCUAAUUAACAUACUUUAAAAAAUACCCAGACUGCAGCAGAGCUGUCAGAAAAAGCUCUAAACUUCUGCUCCUGCCAGUUCCAGGAGGAUUGAAGUGUCUUUUCAGCCCUGCAGUUCUGGAGGAACAGGAGAUUGCCAUGGCAACCCUGGCUGUUCGUGACAUGGGUGCCACCGUGGCAGAGCACACAUGAUCCCAGACUUCCAGGGAUGGGCAAACAGCUCCCAGCAGUGGGACAGGGGCUUUUCAUGGAUUAGGAAAUUAUUAGGAAUUCGUGAGCAACUCUGUUGGCUUGGCCCCAAAGAACUGUGUGCAAUUAAGGGGAUUGAUGUGCAGGGAAGGCUUUGAGAGGGACGUGAUGAUUUCAGCCCGAGAGAGGCUUUGGUUUCAUUCAGGCUUGAGCACUCCCUGUCCUGGGCUUGCUGUGGACUCCUUUAGAAGGUUCUCCAUGUGGGGAUCAAGCUCUGGUGGGAAGGAUUUGGGUUCCUGCUUCUGCACCCCUGAUCACCACUGCCCUUGGCUUCAGCUGUUGGCUUUAGCAGUGAUCCGGAUCCAUGCUCCUGGAGAAGCCAGCAGAAGGAACAGCAGCCUCACCAAUGCUGAAAUAAUUUGGAGGGAAGUGAAUUCCAGCAAAAGCUGCUGAAAGAACACUGCUCACCUGUCAGAGCCAAAGCAAUUCCUUCAGGGCAGCCAUGAGGAAACCACAGCUGGGGAGUUCCAGGCAGGACAGGUGCAGGGGCUUUGUCUUGUGCACCACCAGGAGCUGGACUUGAGGUCCUUGUGGGUCCCUUCCAACUCAGGAUAUUCCAUGAUGGUGGUGCUGGUGGCCCUGGAGAGCCAGAUCCUGCUCACAGCCAGUGACACCUGGGAGGUGUCACCUCCAGUGCCACCCACUGGCCCCUCCACGAGUACACCACUGAGGAGGAAUUUCUGACGAGAAGCAAUGUCAACAUAAUUGAAAGAUUUAAAUUAGGAAGGCUUGGCUUCCACAGUCCUAAGCAUGGUCCUCAUGCUGUGGGAGGUGAUAGGGAAUUUGAGACAGUUCACAAAAUCAUUCCCCUUCCAGCUUGAAGGGCACCCCCAUAUCCCCCAGGCGCUGUCAGCACCUGGGACAGUGAUCACAGGCCCCAGGUCCAGGGUGAGCACGAGGAUGGGAGGGAGGAGCACCCCCAGCUCCUGUCCCUGCUCCCUGGUGAGCCAAGCUGAAUUUCUGCGUGUAAUCCAGUUCAUUUGAGAGGUUCCAUCCCGGUUAUCCAGAGGUUUCACCUGCUGGACACGUGCAGUGGCAGGGCUGGAUGUUGGUUGCUUUAAUUCCAGCAGCUUGGAUAACCCUCUUUAUAAGCUGGGCCAAGUAAAGAGGGGUUUUAAAUCCAGAACUAGGCUAGGAAGCAAGCAAAGCAAGCCAAGCUAGAAAAUAUUCUCAAAGCUGCCACUCUGGAUGGCUGAAAUCUGUUUGGAUGAGCUGAGGACCCACUGGUCCUUUCUUCCAUUGAAGCUUAGGAAUAUUUUGCCCCAAAAA